Molecule: messenger RNA, 1647 nt
Organism: Ruditapes philippinarum (Manila clam)
Lineage: Eukaryota; Metazoa; Mollusca; Bivalvia; Venerida; Veneridae
Exons: 5
Coding region: 230-1345 (371 amino acids)
Source: RefSeq, a predicted model, not a curated record
AUAUUUAUAAACUAAACAAGUGACAAUGUAUGGAAAGUGAGAAAUUUUCUAUGGAAGACAUCUUCAAACCAAACUAUUAUUUAGAAACUAAAAGCAAUUGAACUUAAGUCGGGAAAAGUAACAUUUUCUGAAAAUGAAAAUCUUCGUAUCAAGGUAAAGGUCACCAUCAAAACCGAAAAUAGAAAAACCAACAAAAAAUAUCAAACGACUACGUGUCUGUCAACAGAAAAUGAGCUCCUCUAUAGAAGAUGUUGAAUUUGAAGUUAUUAAAGAAGAUGUUGAAAAGGAAGAAAAUGGUGAUGAACAAAUUCGCCAGGAAAACAUCGAACUCAUGAUUGAAAUUGCCCAUCUUUGUAACAGAAGAGAUCGGUCUAAGGUGGAGAACAUAUUCUUGCUUGGAAAAAGUGGUGCUGGAAAAAGUGCGCUUGUCAACACGGUGAUCAAGGUCAUAUCCGGGAAGUAUACGCCAAAGGCGAAGGUUGGGGCCGGUGGGACACAAUCAAAAACGUUAAAUCUAGAGAGGUAUAAAAGUUGUGGUGUUACACGUGAGGAUAUCACCGAUGGUACACAGCGUGAUCUCGUGCAAGGAAUAUUACCACGACUGCCCACCAUACUUGACGCUGCUGGGAAGGGUGACGUUAACUCGGAGUCUCUGCAAGAAAUAAUAGAGCUCCUCAUCGGAGGGUAUGUACCACCUGGCACAAGCAUCGAGGCUCUAGAGAAACUACAGAAAGAUUACGGUGUCGGUUCGUUGAAGGACGUUGUAUAUACAGAAUGUAAUCCAAGCUGGAAGGUGACUAAGGUUGUGUUUGUCCAAAGUUGUCGUGACGUAGUGCCAGAAAACCUGGUCGAGUGUCUUCAUACUGUACUGAAAAAGACCGACCCUGAAACAGCGAAACCUUUAUACACUGGAGACGUUUAUGUGGUCAUUACAAAGUACGACUUGGUGAAAAGUCAGAGCAUGUACGACUGCGGGUCUGAUGAUAAGACGGUUUCCAUGAGUGAUUUUAAAGCUGUGGAAACUAAAAUUGCUGAGGUGUUCAACAUUCAAGGAGCGUUGGAGGAUAACCGGAUACGUUGGGUUAGUUACACAGAUAGAGUGAGCAAAGAUAACCCCCACAUUGACAAUAUUGCCCUCAAAUUUAUCAGGAGCAUGGUGAGGCCGGUAAAUCAACAGGAAACAGAGCACGUGAAACCUGUGAUAACAAAUGCAACGAAAAUGAAGCUUGAAGCUAGAAAGAUGUGGCUGAGUUCUAAUUUCAAUCCUUCUCAGUUUGUUCUCAUCGUUAUCAGUAUUAUAGUGGCGUUCUUUUUGUUUAAACUUUUUACAGCACCUCUCAAAUGAAAAAAAAGUAUAACGUUUACAGUGCUGCACAAGAGAUUACAACACUGUGACGUGGCUAUCUAGUAUCUUGUGUAAACAUUCACGUACAUGCAUAUAUAAAGGAACUAAUAAAAAAUCUUGUAUGUUGUAAUUAAUGUUGUUACCACACAGUGAAAUUUUAUAUAUGUAUAUAGAAUCUAAUUACGCUUCUUAAACAAUUUUCAAACAGCAAAGAAUAUGUGAAAAAUGUACUGCAAAUUUUUGUCCACAUAUGGAAUCAUUAAAAUAUAUCAUUUAGUUCUUAUCUAAAAAUUUGGCUCAGA